Molecule: messenger RNA, 558 nt
Organism: Arabis nemorensis
Lineage: Eukaryota; Viridiplantae; Streptophyta; Magnoliopsida; Brassicales; Brassicaceae
Source: the annotation of a GenBank genome assembly
AUGACACGUGGCGAUACGUUCACGAUGAUAUUUACCCUGGAAGGUAUUGUCUACAAUCACAAGGUCUACACUUACGCUCCCUUUGGUGAUCAUGUCUAUGUUUGGGAUUUAUCCGGUGAUGUCCCACGCCAAGAUGGGUACCUUGAUACCUUUAAUGCUUGUAGUUUCGACCCGUCUUCCUCUUGCUUCAUUGCAACCACAUCAUCUGGACAGAUUCUGUUUGUACACUUUUUCGAGCAACACUCGAAAUGGCAGUUUCACAUCUACAAGUCAAAUCCUGUGAGGCCUAAUAAAUGGGUAAAAGUUGAUUCUUUAGGUGAUGAGGCUUUGAUUUUGGACAUUGGUUUCACUGUCGUCGCCAACGAUAUCUCGGGGAUUAAGAGAAACUCCAUUUAUUUCAGUGGCCGUAACUAUGUCAUGGAAGAUCUUAUUCUUGACCAUAUAUAUUUGUCUAUUAUGAUCUCACCACCCGAACCGUGGAAUGUUUGCCACAAUGCGUUUUCUCCUCCAUACGCUUCUCUCAUGCUCGAUGGUUCUUCCCCGGAUCUCACCCUUUAA